AUGACAAAAAAUGUUGGGUCAACAGAAAACCCUGCCAGAUCUUUUUCUAGAGCUGGUCCUCUCCGUACUAAGCACGACAGAGGUAAAAAGAAGUCAGUUGAUGAUGUAAGGGUCUUCAUUGAGGAGGAAGCUGAGGUAUCUUCAGAAGCUGAUAUUUCUGAUGAUGAGGAAGAUGAGCGAGACAACUACUCAAAUGAUAGUUUCAUAGAUGACAGGAUAAAUCCUACGGUUGCCGGUACUCAGUUUGCAAGCGGUGGAAUUGACAUGAUGGCAAUAUACAGGCGUUCAUUGCUCACCCAAUCACCCCUGGAGAGGCAGCCAAGCAGUUCUGCCACAUAUUCACCUGAUUCUGUGGCACCAACAAUGAGGACAACUGAAACUGGAAGUUCUUGUGGGAAACCAUUCUUCUCUCUCCAAACUCCUCAAAGCGAUUGUACAAAUCAGGCAAACAGGAUGGAUUCAAAGUCCUUCCAAAUGAACUGUAACGCUGAAGGCACACCUUGUACAACUGGUGUUUCCCCGGGAUAUGAGAUUGAAAGCCGAAAAAGAAAAUUGAGUUCUCAUCAUUCAAGAUCUGUUCCUGCAGUCAACUUGGAGCGAGAGUUCUCACUCCAGGCAGAGGCUGCAGGCAGAGACUUGCAGCACAAUGAUGCAAAUGGGAACGUGCUUUAUGAUGAUCUAUUUUUUGAGGGCCUUGAUCUUGACGCAGUGGAAGCGCAAGCUACAUUGCUUCUUAAACAGAAAUCAGAACUGCCAAGGCAGAAGCAGCAGAUGGUUCCCAAUAUACACCCACAAAAUCCUAGCCUACAACAUUCUCCGACGUUUGAUCUUGGAAUAUAA
Prunus armeniaca (apricot) is the source of this 840-nucleotide messenger RNA. The record is from the annotation of a GenBank genome assembly. NCBI's taxonomy places the organism in Eukaryota, Viridiplantae, Streptophyta, Magnoliopsida, Rosales, Rosaceae.